Molecule: messenger RNA, 612 nt
Organism: Echinococcus granulosus
Lineage: Eukaryota; Metazoa; Platyhelminthes; Cestoda; Cyclophyllidea; Taeniidae
Product: Tctex1 domain-containing protein
Exons: 5
Coding region: 1-612 (203 amino acids)
Biological process (GO): microtubule-based movement
Cellular component (GO): cytoplasmic dynein complex; cytoplasm
Molecular function (GO): dynein intermediate chain binding
Source: RefSeq, a predicted model, not a curated record
AUGGCUAAGAGCAUAAAUGGAAACGGUGGCCAAGAAAAGGGACAGAAAAGUACAGAUUCGAGGGGAAAACCACCGGAUCGUGGUAAGCAGUGUUCUGCGGAUGCCGGGGAGCUGUCGAAGCAUCAGCAGCGGCGUGGCGGCCAGCAGUUGAGCUUCCUCGGUGCUUUGGUAGCGCAAAGUGCCCUUCGCAGGUUUCUGGCUCCUCACAAGGGCCUCUUCAGCAAGCUCAGUUGUCGUCGUUUCAGCCGCCUUUCCACAGGCCCAGAUGGACUGUUUCGUUUGGCCCUUCAUACGAACCCACAUAUCAUACUGCCUGUUGUGAAGGAAGUCGUACUCGAGAUCGUCGACCGCGCCUUCAAACGCGCUGACGAUGUGGACGCCGGCGGUCUGGCGGUAAACCUCUCAAACGCUGUGCGUAUUGCUGUCAGGGAUUUGGGACUCCCCAGGUUCAAGUACGUGGUUUACACAGCAGUGACGAGAGAUAGCGGUCAAUCAAUGUUGGCAGUGUCAAGGGCCUUGUGGAACCCCAAGUUCGACCGUCAAGUCGCCAUCGAGCAUCGGAGAGACAAGUAUAUCAUACAUGUUAUCGUUUUUGCCUGCUACCACGACUGA